Symbiodinium necroappetens is the source of this 3825-nucleotide messenger RNA. Lineage: Eukaryota; Dinophyceae; Suessiales; Symbiodiniaceae. The record is from the annotation of a GenBank genome assembly.
AUGCGCCGAUGUGAUUUCCGGGAAGGCGUGCAGGCCGUGACCGGCCAGUUAUUUGCGCAAGGACACAUGGCAUGGUUUGUCCCGUUGAUGCUGCUGCUGAGCAUCCCACGUGCCUUCGGAGUCGGGGAUGCUUGCAACAGCAGCGCGGUGACGAGCCUCCCGCCUUUCGUGGACCACAAGACUGUUCGCAAAGGUCAAGGCGAAAUGAUCUGGAGCUUCCCCCCUCCUGCAGAGGAUUUCGCCAUUGUGCUGACGCCGUCGAACAGCUCAGUGAACCCCGACAUGAGGCUCUACAUGGCCUCACCCACGACUGCAUGCCAGCCCAUGUUGAAUUCACAGGAGCUUGGCGCAGACUACAUGCGGCUUGGCAGGAACCUGACGGAGCACUGGAACGUUUCGGUGUACUUCCUCCACGUCACCUGCAGGGAUGAGGAAACGUGCCGGUAUCACUUGGCCUUGUCGAAGUUUGAAGAGUGGGAGGAGAUGGCAGCUGGUGAGCAAAGGUCUGCGAUUGCCUACCAUGGAGUGCCUCUCCAUUUCAAGUUUCGAUGCACCGCGACGUGUGCCAACGCAUCAGAAGCCGGCACUCAGCGGCGGAUAACGUUCAGUGCAUGGCCUCGGGAUGCAUCUUCACUGAGACAUUUGUCGCUUCUGGUCCGCCGUGGCGACUAUCCGACCACAAAUGCUCACGAGCACAUCAAUGCGAGCAGAGGAUGGUUUAGCGGGGAGGUGGUCAGCACAACUGCGAAAGCAGGAACUUACUACGUGACAGUGCUGAAAAGGCACGGUUUGUCGACGCUUCCCUUCGUGAUAUCUGUGUCUUUGCCUACGACGAUCGAGACACUGCAGCUGGGAAAGCCAACUUUUGGAGCUGCUCAGAAGGGCGUCCCAUCCUUCUACAAGUUCUACGUCGCUCGAGCUGAGACUGACAUUGAGGUCUACCUCACCAAGCUGGACGGAGAUCCAGACUGCGCAGUGUCUCACCAACAGGAGAACGAGCGACCGACUCUCAGCAAGUCUCAGUGGCGCUCGGCGAAGGCUGGGGAUGACGAGAUCUCGAUCCCACCGGCUGAUCCAGAACGAAGACGGCACAAGACUGGAUGGUUUCACGUGGGAGUGCACAGCCUGUCCGAGGAUUCGACAUUCUCCAUCAUUGCUUUUGCAGAGAACCACGUUGAGCAAGCAGCUGACACCGAGCAGGGCAAGGAUGGUUACAUGAUCCAGUGGACAGAGCUCUGGAUGGGACUUCCCCAGGCCAUGGCUGCGCAGCCAGGUAGACCUGCCAAUUUCUUGUACUACAGCCAACUGGCAGCUCCCAAGCUCUUUGUGAACAUCGAGGCGAUCGCGGGCAACAAGCCCGAUGUGUGCGUGCAAAACUGCGGUGAAGAUCCGCACAGGUGUCCCUGGAUCUCGAUCUUUGCAUCGGAAACCACGCGAGCGAGUGCCCCGGACACCGCAGUAUCUUUCUGCGGAGAAGGAUCGCUGCGCGGGUAUGCUGGGGAUGAGCAGGUGACGAUCCUGAAGCCUUGCACAAAAUGCUGGUACACGGUGCUCGUGACCAGCGCGCUGAAGCGCAGCAGGUUCAAGAUACAACUGGGAGCUGAAGGAAGAGCGCACCCGCUUGUGGAAGGCGAGUCCUUCAAAGGUCAUGCAGACAGCGGUGAUGAGUGUCCCGUGCUGGCCUACGAUUUGGUUGAGUCCGAAAUCGAGAGCCGCACAGCACCGGAUGCCAGCCUGCAGAUCUCCAUGACACCUAUCUACGGCGAGCCAGUGUUCGACGUGAGAAAGGACUCGGAGGACGGGAAGGUGCUCUUCAACUCGUCUGGAGCCGGCCACGACUCCUGGGAGCUGAAGCUGAGUGCCGACGUUGCCAAGACUGCGGCUGGAAUCUACUACGUCCAGGUGUGUGCAGCAGGACCACAACACGCGCAAUUUCGCAUCACCGUGGCAUGGGACAAGCCUCUGCUGAGGCCCGGCAGUGCGAAGAAGCUUGGUGUUGCCAUGCUGAACGACGGAGAGGUUCAGAUGGGAAGCAUAUCUGCCAAGAAGCAUGAUGUCUACCUCUUUGUUCCGGCUUCGGUGGAGCAGUCUCCAACCAUCAGGGUCUCCGUCACGUCUAUUGGUGGAGGGUGCAAGCUGUAUGUGCUGGCUCCGCAGACAGGAUCUGAGAGCAAAGCGAAAGAAGCCAUGCGCGCAUUCCUCCAAAAUCCUGCUGAAGUGGCAGAUUGGACGACGGCUGAACAAGAUUCCUCCGAGAUCGUCAUUUCACCUUCUGAUGCAAAGUAUGUUGCGCCGACUUCGUCGAACUUGUAUGUGUUCCUGGUGUCUGCAGAGACAGACACAGACUUUGAGAUCGCUGCUUCCACCGGAGGUGUGGAGGAGUUGCUGACUACGGGCCUGCCACUGCGAGGGGAGGUUGCGCGAGGGGAGUAUCGCAGGUACCGGGUUGCCAUUGCCGAGGCUGGCAGACAUCUGUCCAUCCAACUCACCGCCGAGAACGGGGACUGUGACCUUUAUGUUCACAUCGUCCCAGACGUUUCAUCGGAAAGCUUCGUUUUAAGGUCAGAGAAUGUUGGUUCUGACUCCAUCUUUGUCGAUGCCUUUAGCCAGCUCAACCAGAUGCAUUGUGGCGAAAAGAUGAUUCAAACCUACGGUGAGUGCGUGUACUUCGUCGCCAUCAAAGGGAUCUCUUCACGAUCGGCUUACCAGCUUCAAGCCAUCGUUCCUGCAGCUCUACCGCUGCCGUUGACGAUGUCCACCAGCAGGGCAGUGACGCUGCCACCAGGUGGCAUCCAGUAUUUCUACACGCUCGCGGAGUGCACAAGGUCGACUCUGAUUGAGGCGCAGGCUGAGGACGAGAACGGAGGCGAGCUCGCUGAGAGUGCUGUCAAAACAGCAGAGCAUGUAGCAUCGACAAUCAAGUUUGGAUACGGUUCAGUUGUGAAAGCCCACAGCAAGUUGAAGAAACUUGUCGCGAACGAGCCUGAGCACAAGAAAGACUGCAAGUCACCGCGUCUUGAAGUUCUUGGAAAGUGCGCCUGUCCAGCAGGUUUACGAUGGGAUUCUGCCGAGAACUCCUGCCGCACAAAUAGAGGUGCCAUGUAUUUCUACAUGUACAGAGGGCAGAGCGAUCACAACUAUCCCAUGAACAACGUCGACAUGGCCGACUUGGCCGGCGUGAUGUACUACCUACACCACGAGAUUGUAAAGACAAAUGCUACGCCCGGUGUAAGAAUGAAUGGCAUCACGCGAAUCCUCCGUUGGCUGGUUACUGUUCGGCCAUCACAGGAAGUGGAAGAGGGUCGGACGUUCAUGCCCUUUGUGGCCUUUGAUUCUGGCAGGUGUAGUGUCCCAGGUUGCAACCGCCUGUGGGAUCACUAUGGCUUUGCCGUUGGCUGCCAACGACUGUCGCAGGGCACAGAUUUGAAAUAUGCGUAUCAGUCUCCCAACAAUCCCUUUGGUGUGUGGUAUUCCUUGCCCGGUCCUUGCCCGGCAUUACGGGUCGGGGAGAAGGAUGGGCGCUGCAUGGCAACGUACCGGGGAGGAAUGUGUGAGGACCUCGAGGAAUCCCAGCACUGUACGUACACUGUCGAUUUCGCCGGUGAGAUAUUCCUUGACGAGCUAGAGGGCGUCAAGGACUUCGGAAAGUGGCAGUCUGAGGGCAACAGAGAGUAUGAUCCUACGACGGACAGAGGAACGGGCACGUCGUUCUGGAACUUUCGUGAUAGCAAGGCAUGGUGCGAUCGAAGGACAGCUCGAGUUCAAUCACUGUUCAAAAGACGCUAUCCCUUGCUUCCAAGGGAUCUUCCAGCACCAGUGUGCUGA